AUGACGACGAUGACGAUCGACCACAGUCAACCGCGCUUCGGCCCUUUAAACUUCGACCUGCCUUAUUCAGGGCCGCACUUCACAGAUCCUUGGGCCUCGUCGACGACAGGAUCAGGGCAUCAGGCCGGAAGCCAACAUCAUAACCUCUACGUCAACAAUCAGAACAGUACCGGCCUUCCUCAUCUCAACCUCAGUGCUAUCCCCAAGCACCCACAAGACACCCCACAGCAGUCUCCGCAUCAUCCGCCCCAGCAUCACGGCAGCCGGGCAAACAGCACGGCGUCGAUGGCCCCUUACUCACCCCUUAGUGUCGCGGCUCCUCCGGCAGGCAGCCCUCCCAUGCAUGGAGUGUACAGGCAUCAUAGCUUGGUUCCCAUGUCCCAAGAUCUCCUCAGCCUGAACAGGUUACAACACCCGACCACGUCGGCUGGAUACGAGACACCGGCAUACGCAACCGCUCCUUCUCCUGUCAGCCCGACCUACACAACAUCAUCGGCAUAUGACCACAUGAGCUACGGGCCGGCUCAGAUAAGGGGGUCGUUUUCUUUGGGUCCGGAAGACACGGCGAGGAGGUAUUCUCAACAGUCAGUAGCCUCCAGCUUGAUGGACUUGCACUCUCCCUCCGGCGAUGGCACGGGGAGGGGUCCCAGAAUCUCUUUGUCUGACUAUGAUCGCAGAAACCUGCAGCCCGACGACCGGCGAAGCUUCCAGGAGGCUCUGGGUGCCAGCCAGGGGAUGCUCUCGAUGAGCCAUGACAACACCCCCAGGAAUAUCUACGAUAUCCGCCACAGACACCGAGGCUCGACAGAUUCGUACGGCUUCCCGUCGGCACACUCUGCGACUUCGAGCAUAUCUUCGACUGGGUUUAGCACCUAUUACGGGGGUUCGGUAGAUGGUUCCAUCAGCGACUACUCUGCGACUGGGUCAGACUUUGAGCCCCUAGCUGUCCGGACACUUCCCAGGCCCUCGGGUCUCAUGUCCAGCCAGCCGCCCGCGCCUCAGUCAAUGAUGGGCUCCUUCAGCUCCAAGGUUUCGUCGAGCACGCAGAAGAAGCAUAAGUGCAGAGUAUGCGACAAGCGCUUCACGCGGCCAAGCUCCUUGCAAACACACAUGUACAGCCACACUGGAGAGAAGCCCUUCAAGUGUGAGGUCGAGGGAUGUGGACGGCAGUUUUCGGUUGUUUCCAACCUGCGGCGGCAUAAGAAGGUGCAUCGGAACCAGGCCCAAGCCGAGACCCCCUCAGAAACGGGAUCCGAGGAUCACCAGUCAGAAUGA
Thermochaetoides thermophila DSM 1495 is the source of this 1275-nucleotide messenger RNA. RefSeq lists its product as uncharacterized. Gene Ontology annotation, cellular component: nucleus. NCBI's taxonomy places the organism in Eukaryota, Fungi, Ascomycota, Sordariomycetes, Sordariales, Chaetomiaceae. The transcript is spliced from 2 exons. Gene Ontology annotation, biological process: regulation of transcription by RNA polymerase II. Gene Ontology annotation, molecular function: DNA-binding transcription factor activity, RNA polymerase II-specific; RNA polymerase II cis-regulatory region sequence-specific DNA binding. The coding region runs from base 1 to 1275 and encodes 424 amino acids. The record is from RefSeq and is a predicted model, not a curated record.